This is a messenger RNA of Spodoptera frugiperda (fall armyworm), 1836 nucleotides long. RefSeq lists its product as uncharacterized. Gene Ontology annotation, biological process: lipid metabolic process. The transcript has a single exon. Bases 745 to 1701 code for a protein of 318 amino acids. Lineage: Eukaryota; Metazoa; Arthropoda; Insecta; Lepidoptera; Noctuidae. Gene Ontology annotation, cellular component: membrane. Gene Ontology annotation, molecular function: oxidoreductase activity, acting on the CH-CH group of donors. The record is from RefSeq and is a predicted model, not a curated record.
AUAUAAUAUGUUAUUCUUCUAAAAACAAAAUACAGUCGUUGUUUAGUGACUUUGUUCGUAAAAUAUACUUAUAUAAAAGUCCCAAUUCCCAAGAACCACUGCAGUAGGCGAUACGAGGACAGAACGAAGUAAUUGUCUCGUUCUAAAUGCGGAACUCUCAACUUUGUCGCAUGCAAUGCUUUACUAUACAGGCGCACAGUAUUAUACGUACUCUGUGUAUGUAUGUAUGUAUGUAUACACGCGUCGGUAUGUCGCACGAGACAAGAGGAAUCUAUUCUCGGAGACGUCCACGUCACAGUGACCCACUUACGUAUCAAUUUGUAUGACAAUAUCCAUUCACUAACUAAUUGCAUUAGAUAAUACAAGAAUAUUAGUCAAAUUGUGUUCUUUCUACAAUGUUUAUCAAAAUAAAAGUACUUUCGGAGUAGAGGUUCAAGGUUCCGCGCAUGCGUGGAUCGGGAGUCUGACGCCUGCGCGCUGCAAACGUCAAAUCUAUUUCAGUAAAGCUUACGGCGCGAGCUUAUAGCACCGCUUAUAAACGAAAUAAUACAUUAAACUUAUUGCCACAACGUUUCAUAGGACACAGUGCGUUAAUCUAGUGGGAAACGUGAAGGAUGUGCAAGAAAACGAUACUCUAACAUGUUAAUAAUAAGAGUGAAUUUCCAAAAUGCAGCAUUGCGCCAACGAAUCGAUUCGAACGUUCCCUGAUGCCAAACACAGUAUUUAGUGUGAAAUAUCCACAGAAUGGAGCCCCUCAUAGACAGGAACAACUUCGCUAUCAGCGCCAUGGUGACGGUCGCGAUGCAGAUCCUGUUCUUCACCAUAGCCUCGUUGUUCCAGAACGACAAAGUGACUGACUUCACUGGCGGGGCCAACUUUAUUAUCAUAGCCUUGCUGACGUUCUUCCUCGGGCAAGGAGGCUCCCACCUCAAGAGUUACGACAGUCGCCAGCUCAUGGUGACUGCCUUCGUGUGCCUCUGGGGCGUCAGGCUCUCCGGCUACCUCAUUUACAGAAUCUAUCACAUAGGUAGAGAUAAGCAGUUCGAGGAUCGUAAGAGUAAUACUCUGAGGUUCGCAGUGUUCUAUACGUUUCAGGCAGUCUGGGUGUACAUAGUGAGUUUGCCAGUAAUUAUAAUGAACUCGCCGCAUCACUCCUUCCCCAAGUCUCCGAAGACGAUGACGACACUGGACUCGGCGGGCGCCGGGAUAUUUGUCACGGGAUUGUUGAUCGAGACCUACGCAGAUCUACAGAAGUUUGCGUUCAGGCAGGAGCCAGCCAACCAGGGCAAGUGGUGCAACGACGGACUCUGGGGACUGUCGAGACAUCCCAACUACUUCGGCGAAGUAGUGCUGUGGUGGGGAAUAUUUGUCAUAUCACUAAACGUAAUUAAUGGCAUCGAAUGGAUCGCGAUCCUAUCUCCGUUAUUUACGACCGCGAUCAUAUUGUUCUUAUCUGGUAUACCACUCCUCGAACGAUCCGCUGACGAAAAGUACAGAGAUAACCCAGAUUAUUUGUAUUACAAAGCGUCGACUUCGCCUCUGAUACCGAUUCCGCCAGCAAUUUAUGUGGAAGUGCCACGAUUUUUGAAGUUCGUCUUGUGCUGCGAGUUCCCCAUCUAUGACUCGACCACCGAGGAGUUCCCCGCGCCCACUAUUGUCACGGAGACAACCAGCAUCUCGAUGGUGCAGUCUCAGACAUAGCUAACAAACGCCGCGCGCGACAUCGCCGCGGCCACCGACCAGAUAGUGAAGCAGCACAACCAGAAACAAUUGUGAUACACAGCCGAGGACAGACAACACCGGCUGCCAAACUCUUUGCCACUUAAACAUAACAAC